Messenger RNA from Oncorhynchus mykiss (rainbow trout), 1659 nucleotides. It is a transcript of the gene zdhhc22, whose product is annotated as zDHHC palmitoyltransferase 22. The record is from RefSeq and is a predicted model, not a curated record. Gene Ontology annotation, molecular function: palmitoyltransferase activity. NCBI's taxonomy places the organism in Eukaryota, Metazoa, Chordata, Actinopteri, Salmoniformes, Salmonidae.
GUCUGCGACAAAAUGGGCAGUGCCAUUGAUGCUACAACCUAUAGGAAUCCCAACACAGUUGACUACUUUGACUACUGUAAAAUGGCGGAAGCAUGGUGGAAGCUCUCAAUGGCGUUGCCCAUGCUAGAAUAGAAUUUGGACCACUAGAGGCCUCUAUCAUUCUCUAUGGUUGUCCUCUAUCCUUAUGACCGCAUCCACGCCAACAGGCGGUGCUAGACAAUCCAGAAACAUCGCAGAAUGAACGAACAAGCUCAUUAACUAUCGUCUUGACAGCGCAAGAGCUCUUCGUUUUUGAAUGAGUUAUCCAUUGCCAGUGCCUGCGCACAUGAGGAUUCCGCUAAGGUGCUGAAAGGACAGCUCCUGGGAAUCAACAGAGCCGACGACAGGAAUGAUAAUCAGGAUGUUUAAAUUAAGACUCCUCAACGCUGUCGCCCCAGCAUACUUUUUCUCAGCCACAGCGGUAACCUUCAUUUUUCACUUCUGCUUUUUCAUCCCAACGAUUUUUCAAAGCCCGGGCAUCUCACUGAGAGCAUCAACUGUGAUUCACACCGCCGUUUUCCUAUACCUGAUGCUGAACGCUUUAGGUAACUAUGUCAUGACUAUAAAGUACCCCGCUGAGAGUGCAAAUGAGACCGUGAUUCCUGCAUGUUCGGCAGAUUGCUCAGAUAAAAUAGACGCCCACUACCUCCUCAACGGUCGCCACUUCUGCAAACUCUGUAAGAAAGUCAUACUCAGGAGGGACCACCACUGUUUUUUUACUGGAAACUGCAUUGGCAACAAAAACAUGCGAUACUUCAUCAUGUUCUGCAUAUACACGUCAUGCACUUGUUUGUACUCCUUGGUUCUUGGUGUGGCCUUUCUAACUGUGGAAUACAACAUCUCCUUUGAGAACCCAUUGACUUUCCUCACCCUUCUGCCCCUCUCUACUGGUUACUUCUUCCUCGGAGUUAUUUCAGGUCUGCAGUUCUUUCUGGUGUUGAUGCUAUAUGUGUGGCUGGGCAUCGGCUUGGUGUGUGCAGGGUUCUGCUGUCAGCAGGUGCUGCUGGUAGCGCGGGGGCAGACCUACUGCCAGAUGAAGCGAGGCCAGCUGGUGGAGAGCUGCAGCUCCUGGAAGGACAACCUGAGUGAUGUGUUUGGCUCCCACUGGGCGGUGGGGCUUUUCCUGCCAGUACAGACAGUGGAGGCCUUUUCAGGAGAGGUCGCUGCCCACCACCAUAAACAUGACUGAGGUUCACCAGGGUAGAGAGAACCUGGACAUCAUUCACAUGAACUACCCCCAGUGGUUCACAUAAAGAAGAUAUCAAUUGCAUACUCCUCGAGUCCUCUCUCUUCGUUUCCGUCUCAAAACCCAUUGGAUGAGAAAGCCAGAGGUCCCACCCCUCUGACCUUCUCCUCCAACGAGUUAUGAGAAGGAGACGAAGAGAGAGGACACGAGGAGUAUGCAAUUGAGAUCUUCCCAUUGACUCAUCAUCAUGCUUCCUUGUUGGGCUUGUCAGGAGGAUAGUUUAAAAUGUACAUCAAAUGAGGGAAGCCCAGAACAAACAUAAUGUGUCCAUGAUAGAUAGAUAUGCCCACACAUACCUGUUCUGACCUCUUCAUCUUAACUCGUAUACAGAAAACUGUGCUCAGCAUAUAUACACACAUAUACAUACAUAUAUA